Mesorhabditis spiculigera is the source of this 1524-nucleotide messenger RNA. The record is from the annotation of a GenBank genome assembly. Lineage: Eukaryota; Metazoa; Nematoda; Chromadorea; Rhabditida; Rhabditidae.
AUGGGUGGCGACCGUGAAGGCCUCGAUUCGAUGGGCAACACGCUUCUGCAUCUUGCCGCUAAGGGUGGCCAUGUCGGCACCGUGGAAGGUCUGCUCCUCUUCAUCCCGCAAGAACUCAACCGCCCCAACGGCGACGGCGACACGGCCGUCCAUCUCGCCACCCGGGGACUCCAUGCGGCUUGUGUCGAGCGGUUACUCUCCCUCGACCACAUUCAGCCAAAUAUACAGAAUAAGAACGGCGACACUCCACUCCACGUCGUGACUGGAAUGCCAGAAAGCGAGAACAAACGAGCCAUCCUGGGCCGCCUAUUGUCGUGCAUCCGCGUCACCGUCCACCUUCGCAACGUCGACGAUCUGACGGCCCUGCAGAACGGCAUCGUCAAGGGAUAUCACGCUUCUACGAUGGAAUUCCUGCAAGCUCGCCCUGCCCUCCUCCCCGGCACUAUGGGGACGACGGCCAUCUGCCCGACGGCUAUGCUGCCCCCGCUUCACUCCGCCGCCCUCUUCGCCCGUCGUCGUAUCCUUGAGAGCAUCAUUGAGUUGGGCGCUGAUGUCAACCGCGCCUCACGCGGCGGUCGUACUCCUCUACAUUUCUCGGUGCUCACUUGGUCCGGCUCGGCCGACCGCAUCCUCGAGCGGCUGGCCUGUAUUCAAGCGCUGAUCAACGCUGGCUGCAACCUGAACAUCCCGGACGUCGAUGGGGCCACCCCGCUGCACCUAAUCGUCAAGGAGCUCAACAACAUGCCGCAGCCGCCCGAAGAGAUCAUCAAAAGUUUCCGCGCCAUCGGCCUCAUGAAUUCGAAGCUGGAUGAGCUGGCGGCCAAGCUGCGCCCGCAUUGGGCCCUUUCCGUCGCGGCCUAUUUCUGCAUCAGGGGCGCCGACAUUGCCGCCACCACGGAGGACGGCGCGACGCCGGUCAACCUUUGCAAAUGGCCGGUGGUGGCCGAGAUGUUGGUCGAGUUUGCCGGCUACCGCUCAAAGCCCCGCCUCCCGGAAUCGAUGCUGGCAGCCACCGAGUUUGACUCGUCGGGCGUCACGAUGUGCACCUUCAACUGUGAGGACAAUGUGGCUGAUGUCAUUUUUAGCCCAUGCGAGCACCGCGUGGUAUGCCGUGAGUGUGUGCGCACGACGCCGUUGCGCCGAUGCCCCCUGUGCUACUUGACGAUCCAGUCGGCUUCGACGCUUGACGGUAGUACCGUGGAGAUUGGCGUCGUGCGCGUGCAACCGAAUGUGUCUAGGGUGCCCUCCGGUGGCGGCCUGAGCGAGGAUGAGGCUCGUCGCAUUGCUGAAGAGGCCGCCGCGCAGGCCAAGCAACAGGCAGAGCAUGAGAAACAUAUCGAGCUACGCGCGUUGCGUGAUCGCCUCGAUGAGCUCGAGAUGGCCUUCCAGUGUGCCAUAUGCCUUGACAGUAAGCCGGAUAUGGUGUUCGGCUGCGGGCACACGGCUUGCCAGGGCUGUGCCUCGGCUCUCUCCAUUUGCCAUAUCUGCCGCAAGACCAUCGAGAAGCGCCAGCCCAUCUUCUCC